AUGCCUAAGGGGCUUAGCUGUCCUCCAAAGAUCUUCAUUCUGCUGCGCUAUAACCCUCGCACACAUCGGAUCAAGGUGGCCGUCCUGAGGGCCGACAACCUGGAGAUGCUCGUCCGUACGUCGACCGCACCAGACUACCAAGUGGUGAUCAAGCUGCAUCACGACGGGCUUGUGAUCAGCAGCAGAGAAACAAAAGGAGCCUCGUUUGCUGUGUGGAACUCCUACUUCCUGUUUGACCUCCCUCCAGGAAACAUCAGUCAUUUACCACUCACGAGUCACGCGCGAUCACAAUGCAAAGUCCUCGGUCGAGUCCUCAUCGGUGCUGAGGCCGCAGAUGUGGGACGUGCUCACUGGAGGGACACGUGCAGUCUGCAAGGGGAGCGGUCGCGCUGGCACACAGUUCAACCAGAACCUUCGGAGAAACAUACCCAACUGAGCAAUAUGUACUGUAUAUGA
Messenger RNA from Phycodurus eques (leafy seadragon), 456 nucleotides. Its product is annotated as synaptotagmin-5-like. Bases 1 to 456 code for a protein of 151 amino acids. Lineage: Eukaryota; Metazoa; Chordata; Actinopteri; Syngnathiformes; Syngnathidae. The transcript is spliced from 3 exons. The record is from RefSeq and is a predicted model, not a curated record.